Molecule: messenger RNA, 2742 nt
Organism: Rasamsonia emersonii CBS 393.64
Lineage: Eukaryota; Fungi; Ascomycota; Eurotiomycetes; Eurotiales; Trichocomaceae
Product: Cell wall biogenesis protein phosphatase Ssd1
Exons: 1
Biological process (GO): mRNA catabolic process
Cellular component (GO): exosome (RNase complex); P-body
Molecular function (GO): RNA binding; 3'-5'-RNA exonuclease activity
Source: RefSeq, a predicted model, not a curated record
GUACGUGAUCUCACUUCUUCGCCAUUGUCGAUUUCCGUGAAGAAGGUGGUCUGGCUGACGCAUUUCGGAUGGAUAGUGGAGCAACUAGCAAUACAACAGCAGAUUGAGCUGCUCCAACAGCAACAGCAGCAAAUUGCUGCCACCCAUCAGCAAUACGUGAACAUGGGGCUCCUGCAGCCCCAGCAAUCUCUCGGGCAGGUUUCAGCUUAUUCCCCCACGAUGCAGGGCCAAGCUUCGAUGGCGGGAGUAUCGCCCCAGGUCAACGCUUUCCAAUUUCCCCAGCUAGCCCACCAGCAGCUGGGUGUCCCGAUGAACAACCAGCCCUCACACCGCCGCAAUCAGUCCGCACUUCCUGGUGUCGGAAUGGGGCCACCGCCCGCCCCGUCGUCGGGUGCAUCCGGUUCCGCCUUCGCUGAUGCCAACCAGCAGGGAAACCAAAACCGUGAAAAUGGAGGUACCGGCCGCGCACGAGGCGGUCCCCUCGGCGGUGGUCACCAACGGCGUCACUCCCUCGCUCUUCCGGAAGCCAAGAAAGCGGCGGAGCUGGCGCAGCAGAAGAGAACCGCCUCUUCUUUCCAAUUCCCCGCCCCCGGCUCGGCUGGAGCGAGCAAUACCGCGGAAAGUCCGUCAGGUGCGGACGACAAAUCAAAAACCUCGCAGGGGCUGGGCCUCCAGCGUGCUGGAAACAUUCGGGGAGGCUCUCAUGGUCGCAGCCAGUCAAUGGCCGUUGGCAGCGGCCGGGGUGCUUCCGGCUUCCAAUUUCCUGCGCCCUCUGACGGUGGGCAGUCGGAUGCCUCCAAGCGAGGCCACGGACGGACUCCGUCGAGGAAUUUCGACAGCAAUUGGCGGCAGCCAAAUAACAACAACAAUAACAACAACAAUAACAACAACCAGACCCAGGGCCAGGGUCAGGAUCAGCAGAAGACGACAACUGCAUUUGGCCAGCAGCAAAGUAGCAGCGGUUUCCAACCUGGUCACCGCGUGAGGGGUUCCAUCAACCAGUCUAUCAGCUCCAUUGGCUCCUUCCAGUACCCCGGUCAGCCACAGCUCAUCCAGCUGCCUCAGGGUCAAGUGGUGAUGGCCCCGCCGCAGUUGUUUGCUGGUCAGCAACUCAACCCGCUCCAGCUCGCCCAGCUCCAGGCGAUGCAGCAAAGUGGACAAUUGAACGGACAGCUCGGCCUACAGGCCAGCCAGCAGGCGCCGCAACAAUUGUCGGCUCAACAGCAGCAGCAACAGCGAAAGACCCUUUUCACCCCCUAUCUCCCUCAGGCCAACUUGCCUGCAUUGCUGAGUAAUGGUCAACUGGUUGCUGGUGUCCUGCGGGUGAACAAAAAGAACCGUUCGGAUGCCUAUGUCACGUCUCCCGAUCUCGAUGCGGAUAUCUUCAUCUGCGGUAGCAAGGACCGGAACCGCGCUCUCGAAGGUGAUUAUGUUGCUGUCGAGCUGCUGGAUGUGGAUGAGGUCUGGGCCCAGAAGAAGGAAAAGGAAGAGAAGAAAAAGCGCAAGGAUAUCACCGAUACGAGGGCUGUUGCUGACAAGCUGUCGCGGUCCGACUCCGGCGCCAACGGGGACAGUCAGCAAGUGGGUCCAGAUGGCAGCAUCCGCCGCCGAGGCAGCCUCCGUCAGCGUCCAACCCAAAAGAAGAACGACGAUGUUGAAGUCGAGGGCCAGAGUCUCCUGCUCGUGGAGGAAGAUGAAAUCAGCGACGAGCAGAAGCCUCUGUAUGCUGGUCACGUGGUGGCCGUGAUCGAGCGUAUCGCCGGUCAGAUGUUUUCCGGAACGCUUGGGCUCCUCCGUCCCAGCAGCCAGGCCACGAAGGAGAAGCAGGAGGCGGAACGCCUGGCCAGAGAGGGUGGCCAGGCCCGAACCCAACAGGAGCGUCAGCAGGAGAAGCCCAAGAUUGUGUGGUUCAAGCCUACUGACAAGCGCGUGCCCCUGAUUGCAAUUCCCACCGAACAGGCUCCUCGCGAUUUCGUCGAGAAGCACCAGGAAUAUGCGAAUCGCAUUUUUGUCGCUUGCAUCAAGAGGUGGCCCAUCACGUCUCUCCAUCCAUUCGGCACUUUGGUCGAACAGCUUGGAGAGAUGGGUGACUUGAAGGUUGAGACCGACGCUCUGCUCCGAGACAAUAACUUUGCGGCGGAUGAAUUCUCCGAAGCCGUUUUGAAGAACGUCGGCUGGGACGACUGGACGGUCGCCAGUGAGGGUGAGGCCCUUCUCGCUUCGCGUCGCGAUUUCCGCGAGGAGAAGACUUUCACGAUCGAUCCGAUGGGGACUAAAGAGCUGGACAACGCCAUCCACGUCAAGAAGCUGCCAGAUGGCAAGGUCGAACUGGGUAUCCACGUUGCUGAUGUUGCUCACUUCGUCAAGCCCAACUCGUUGGUGGAUCGGGAGGCUAAGAAGCGCGGCACUGGAGUGUAUCUCGUGAAUCGCAUCGUCAACAUGCUCCCGCCUCGGCUGUCGACGGAGAUCUGUGCGUUGCUCCCGGGAGAGGAACGCCUGACUGUCAGUGUUGUCUUCCAGGUCGACCCCGCCACUGGCGUUGUGGACGACGAUGUCUGGAUCGGAAAGGGUGUGAUCAAGAGUUCUGGCAAGCUGAGCUACGAUGAAGUGGAUGUGGUGAUUAAUGGCAAGACGGAUGUCUCUCUUUCGGGCGCAACAGUUGACGAUAUCCGCACCCUUGAGGUGAGCUCCUCUCUCUCUCUUCUUUUUUUUCUUCGUGGUCGUGUCGAGUUCUUUUUUUUU